ACGGCCACGGGCGGGGGCACGGCAGGAGCGCGGCACUGCGGGGCCGGCGCGCGUCCACAGCUGGAGGGCCCCUGACGGGCAGAGCAGGAGGCAGCGGCGCGGCGAGGCGCCGGGCCGCGUGGCAGCAGCCCCCAUGCCGCUGUGCCUGAAGGCUGCCGUCAGCACGAGGGACUAUUGCCCCGUGGGGCCGCGCUACGGCCGCUGCGCGCCGCGGCUCCGGGCCUCGCGCACCGUGCGCUUCCCCAACGACGUCGUCUUUCAGGACCACAUCAAGCAGGGGGACCUGGAGCAGGUGGGCAGGUUCAUACGAGCCAGGAAGGUGACGCUGGACACCAUCUACCCUUCUGGCAUGGCAGCCCUCCAUGAAGCCGUGCUGACGGGAAACCUGGACUGUGUCAAGCUCCUGGUGAAAUACGGCGCUGACAUCCACCAGAGAGACGAGAACGGCUGGACGCCCCUGCACAUGGCCUGCAGCGACGGCUACGCCGACAUCGCCAGGUACCUCCUGUCGCUCGGGGCCAGCCUGGAGGCCACCACCGACGACGGGGAGAGACCCUCGGACCUCAUCGACCCCGAGUACGAGGACCUGGUGCAGCUCUUCGGAGCCACCGCGCUGCGCUGAGCCGGGCACGGCGAAAAGCGGCCCCGAGCGCUCGGGGCCGGGCCGGGGGGGCUGCGCCUGCCCGAGGACCGGGGCUGCGCCCGGGCUGGGCCCGGGCGGCGGCCGGGCAGCAGCGCUCGGUACUGCGAAUCGGGAACCACUUUGUACUUUUCCAAUAAAGCAUCUCGG
This is a messenger RNA of Vidua macroura (Pin-tailed whydah), 790 nucleotides long. RefSeq names its product protein phosphatase 1 regulatory subunit 27 (gene PPP1R27). NCBI's taxonomy places the organism in Eukaryota, Metazoa, Chordata, Aves, Passeriformes, Viduidae. The coding region runs from base 134 to 622 and encodes 162 amino acids. Gene Ontology annotation, molecular function: phosphatase binding. The transcript is spliced from 3 exons. The record is from RefSeq and is a predicted model, not a curated record.